Numida meleagris (helmeted guineafowl) is the source of this 1197-nucleotide messenger RNA. RefSeq names its product zinc finger protein 34-like. Gene Ontology annotation, cellular component: nucleus. The record is from RefSeq and is a predicted model, not a curated record. Gene Ontology annotation, molecular function: DNA-binding transcription factor activity, RNA polymerase II-specific; RNA polymerase II cis-regulatory region sequence-specific DNA binding. The annotation marks the transcript as partial. NCBI's taxonomy places the organism in Eukaryota, Metazoa, Chordata, Aves, Galliformes, Numididae. The transcript is spliced from 3 exons. Gene Ontology annotation, biological process: regulation of transcription by RNA polymerase II; central nervous system development.
GGGAGUGGGGAAGCAGUCAGGAGAGGCCAAGUGGCGAGGGCUGUGACUGCAGGGUGGGAGGGAGGUGCCCUGAGCCAGCGUUUGUGUGCUGGGGACAGAGAAGCGGCUGAGACUGGAGUUUCUGUCCUGUGCGAGCUGCUUCCCUGGGCCUUGGCCGUUCCCAGCAAGGAGCCUCGAGUUCCCAGCAAGGAGACGUACGAGUGUGUGGCCUCGCUGGCUCCACUUCCAGCCCCCAAACCCAUGGUGAUCUCCCAGCUGGAAGGAGGGGAAGAGCCCUGGAUCCCAGCUGUGCACAGCCCAGAGGUCGUGGCAGAAGACGUUUGCCCAGGAGGAGGUGGGAUCACAAAUAGAAAGGAGGAUCUGCAGAAAGGUGGUGUGGCCGAAAGGCAUUGGGGUAGUGUCUCUGUGGAAGAAAUGCGAAGGGAUGUCCGUGGGGGCCUGGAGCAAGGAGAGCACUUGAAGAAGGCACUGGGAAACCAUUCAGGAAAGAGAGUGAGGAACGCGCAGGGCUGCAGCACAGGUAAGGAGCAGCUGGAAGUCCUAAGGCGCAAGGAAGAGUGCCAGAAGAAAAGGCAGAAUCGGUGUGAUGAGUCUGGGAAAAGCUUUAAGAGGUAUUCCAGCCGUGUUAACCAUGAAAGUAUUCGGCCUGGGGAGAGACUAUGCAAGUGUUGUGAUUGUGCAAAGAGCUUCAGAAGGAGUUCUGAUCUCAUUGUCCAUCAGCGCAUGCACAGAGGAGAGAACUGCUUGAAGUGCCCUGAGUGUGGGAAGGGCUUCAAAAGGAGUACCCAUCUCAUCACCCACCAGCUUGUCCACACAGCAGAGAGACCCUACAAGUGCCCUGAGUGUGAGAAGAGCUUCAAAAGGAAUACCCAUCUCAUCCGCCACCAGCGCAUCCACACAGGAGAGAGACCCUACAAGUGCGCUGAGUGUGGGAAGAGCUUCAAAAGCAGAAGUGAACUCAUCAGCCACCAACGUGUCCACACAGGAGAGAGACCCUACAAGUGCUUUGAGUGUGGGAAGAGCUUCAAAAGCAGUAUUGAACUCACUGUCCACCAGCGCAUCCACACAGGAGAGAGACCCUACAAGUGCCCUGAGUGUAAGAAGGGCUUCAAAAGCAGAAGUGAACUCAUCAGCCACCAACGUGUCCACACAGGAGAGAGACCCUACAAGUGCCCUGAGUGUGGGAAGAGCUUCAAA